CGCACUCUUUGACUAGAACCUUCCUCCAUCAUCCCCUCCACCUUCCCCCCCAUCCCUUGUUCUCUUCCUCCUUUUCCCUUUCUUCUAUUGUAUUUUGGCCACUCUAAGAAACCUACAAUAUGCCUCGUGUUAAAUCAGAGAAAAGGAGCGAACCCAGGGGGUCCAGCCAAUGUACAAUCUGCAAUGUCAUAAUUUCCAACAAGACCGACAUGCCUCGCCACAUGAAAAUCCAUUCAGAGAAUCGGGACAAGCUGAUGCAUCGUUGUCCUUACCCGGAUUGUAAAUUCGAGAAUCUGCAGAAGUCGAAUGUGGAGACCCAUAUAAGGACGCAUACCAAAGCGAAGACAGAGCGGUGUCCAGAUUGUGAUUUUUCUACAGUUGACCCGGGGUCUCUCACACGCCACAGGAAGAGAAUACACGGUUAUAUUCCGAAGACGAGAAGAAGUCGCCAACCCGCGCCACCGAAGCCACCCCAAAUCUUACCUAUUGCUGGCCCCUCGUCAACUACGACAUCAAAUAAUAAGAAUAAGCCCCCUUACAUUGAAUCGAUUCCACCGCAUACGUCUUUCCGACCAUCACACCCCGAGUCCAGUUCGUCAACAUCACAUUCAGGGUCCGGCAGACAGCAACAAGAAAUCUAUCGUGAACACCAGCUUCCGAAAUACAAUCCUCAACCACCCCACCAUGUCCAGCUUCCCCCUAUCCGGUUCAUCCCGCAACCACGUACGGCUCUAGCACCAUGUUACUCCCGUCGACAAUCUUUUGCCAUAUCUCGCUCGCCUUCUGUCGAGUCAGAUUCCGGCUCUAGCUCUUCCUCGGUCUCUUUUUCGGCUUCCGCACCAUCUGCCAGCAGGUCACCUUCCAUUCCGAGCAUUCUCACGAUGUUACCUCCGCCUGUACCGGUACACCCAGAGUUGUCGUCGACGCUGCGUCCAGUCGAGGGUUGGUAGUGAAUGGCUUCUUUUGGAAGGCGGUUGCAACCGUAUUGGACGUAUUCUCUCUUGGGAUAUUGCAUUGUGAACAUAGGUCUGACUGGGAUAUGCUUGGUUUCUCGUGCAUUUUCACCUUGGAUAUUCUACUCUCCCUCACUUCGCUCUUUGGCUUUCUUUAUCCUCUUUAAAUAUUUUUUUCUUCUCCCGCAUUUCCUGCGUCUCUGAACGUUGUUAGCUCUAUACUUAUGUCUCCUUGGCAUUCCCCGAUAUUCACAUGUGCAUGGGAAGCCGGAGGACUAAUGUUAUCGUUCAUGUACAUGCUUCUCACCUUCUCACACCACAUCCUCAUUCCCGCAAACUUACAAUUGGAAAUGCCAACACCAACGCCUUCCAAGCCGUCAUGUAAUGUGUGAAUUGCGCUUUGCCUGC
Molecule: messenger RNA, 1361 nt
Organism: Marasmius oreades (fairy-ring Marasmius)
Lineage: Eukaryota; Fungi; Basidiomycota; Agaricomycetes; Agaricales; Marasmiaceae
Exons: 5
Coding region: 120-950 (276 amino acids)
Source: RefSeq, a predicted model, not a curated record